AAUUAGACAAAGCGUAACAUGGACUCCGGGCCCGUGCAGGCGCUGCAGCUCCGGGACCAACCGCAGCCGGCGAGCGCCGCGACUGGCUCGGUCGCAGCCAAUGGGGCGGGCCGGGGCCUCCAUGUGAUUGCCAGCACUUUCCCCGGUUGUCCUGCCGCGCCCGCCGAGGGUCGGGGCGCUUCCGCAGCCGCGCGGGCCGGCCGACCAGAGGGGCGUGUGUGGCGAAUGAGGUGGCCCAGGGUCGGGGACCGGCGGCCAGAGGCUCCUAGACGCCGAGCAGGUGCAUGGGGCGGGGAAGAGCCGCAGCCGCAGAUCGCCGUCGCCGGAACACUUAUCUGUCAAACGGCCACCUGGGCAGGGCGCGGUGCCAGGCAGCCGCUGUGGCCAGGCGCGAGCGAGGCAAGGGUGUCAAGAUCCUGGUACAAUUUCAUGCGAGAGUUGGGACUGGAAAAUCUGAAGGACUGCCCCAUUGGAGGCACCGGCUCUUUGAAGAAGAUGGCUGUCCUGACUCAUCAAGGGAUGAUAAGGCCUUCCUGCCAUGUGCCGAGAGAAAGCAGAAGACAAACAGGUUUUCAUGUUGGUGAAAGGAAAGGCGGGGAGAGCCUUGGAGAUGAAAAUUAGUCAUCAGUGAGCACUCUGCAGCCGAGAGGUUUAACGAGGGCCUGGGCCAGCUGAGGAGGUGCUGCCUGUGGACGCAGUGGACGCAAGUUUGUGUGGCCCCGGCCCUCCGGACACCUGAGCACUGAGCCAGCUCUCCUCUGACAACGGCCUCCAGGCUCUCAGUGUGGUGCCGAUCACACCAGGUCCCCGGGACUUAGGGCCUCUCUUGCCUGUACCAGUGUUAAUUUGGAUUCGUAAACCUGUGCAACUUUCCUGCUUCUCCCUGCCUUCUGGAGGGACAGGGCGUGAAGUGAGGGUGAGGAAGAAUGACUCAUUCUGCAGGAGGGAAGGAAGAGUUCCAGCCUCUCCCAAGGUUAUGUCUCUGCUAAUCCCCACUCCAGGCAGGCCACAUGUGGAAGACAUGGCGUUGACUUAGAAGACCUUGAAAGUGGUGUCCAGCGGCGACUUCUGGGCCUCGGGCGCUGUCCCCUGCCCUCCCUGCUCAAGAGCAAUGAAGAGAUGGUGAGCAGAUAGAUGGUGGGGAAGGUUGAGACAGACAUUAAAGCGGAGACAGCCACUUGGCAGGCAUGUGGUAGGUGGAAAGCACCAGAUUGGGGCCCUGACCUGGUGACCUGUGAGGCCUUGGUAAUGGUAAGAUGCUAUGGCUCCCCAGGGAUGGGGUCCAGGGGUGAUGGCUCCUGAGUCUGGGAAGCGGAGUGCGGGAGAAGUCGCAGCAGCACUGGUGGCUGAGUGCCCUCCAUUCCUGCCUCUGGUUUGUGCCGUAGGCUCAAGAACCCAGCCCUCCCACCAUCUGCUGAACCAUCCUCAUACUAAGUCACCCCACAGCAAUAAUUCUAUGGGCCCGACUUCUUAAGUGCAGUAAGAAUAUUAGAAACCAUCUCCAAAGGCUUAUUAUCUGCUGGGCACCAUGCCAGGCUUGUACCUACAUUAUAUCUCAUUUAUUCAUCAGCCAGUCCCAGGUUCAAAUUCUGGCUGUGCCAUUUAUUAUUGAGAGUCACUUUAGGCAAAUUACUUAACCUCUCUGAUCCAGUUUCUUUAAGCCAUAAAAUGUGAAUAAUAAAAGCACUUAUAUUAAAUAGUUGAGAGGAUUAAAUAAGUUAAUGUAUGGAAAGUGCUUAGCAGAGGCCUGGCACAGCACUCGAUAAUGUUUACCAUCGCUACUAUGUGCUGGGAUUAUCAUUAUCAUCCGGCCUAUUUUACACAUGCAGUCAAGGCGACUGGCAGCUCUGGUAUUCCCGCCUGGGUUCAUGGGACUUUAAAGCCUGGCUUUUUUCCAUUAUGCCUCAUUACUUUUUAAGAUUUCUCUUACAGGAUGUGGCAAUUAUAAGAUUCAGAGUCCUUUGAACUCUGCUGAGAGUGGAACAGUGUCAUCUCUUGUUUCCUAUUAAUAGUUUAACACACUGGCAUAUAGAUCACAAAAUGGUUUCACUUUAAGCAUCACACCCUCAAGUUCAGGAACUGUGUCUUACACACUUUUGCUUCUUCAGUGUCCAGCAGAGUGCCUGUCACUGAAAGGCACCCAACACGUGUGUACUGAGUUGAACUGACUUGGAUCCACAGGGAAAACGAAGCUGGUGAGGUAACUAGGGCUUCACUGCUCCCCCUGGCCAUCCGCUGGGUGCCCCGUUUGACCCCAAAGGUCAUUGUCUCCAUACUUCCCAGCUUAUUGUGAAUUAAGGUGCAUUUUAAAGUUCCUUCCUCCGUAUUUCUCUCUUCUUAGUCUCUCUUCUCAGUGUAUUCAUUUACUGACUCUACAAAUAACUAUUAAGUGUCUGCUACAUAUCAGGCUCUGUGCUUGGUGCUAAGAUAUAAUAAUGAAUAAGAAAAUCAAAAUUCCUGCCCUCACAAAGGGAUACAGUAGGUGUCCAGGAGGUGAGGUUGGAAUAAAGUCGCUGAGGAAUGCCGUGUGCAUGAGACAGCAAGAUGUGUGCACUGUGUGCCGUGCUCUGGCGGGAGAGGUGGAGGUGCCAUGGGAACAUGCAGCAGGAGCGCCUCCCUGGGACUCGGACUCAGGCAAUAAUAUCACGGGGAGCAGCCUAAACUGAGUUGCGAAGUGGAGUGGGAGCUACACAGGUAAGGGCUGCAGCGGGGAGCUAUGUUUGAGGCAGAGAGAAGUGCUGGGAAAGUGCCACCGAAUAGGGACCUGUGGGUAUGAAAGGGGGGGCAUAUAUAUUUGAGAAACAAAAUAUAUAGAAAUGAGGCAACUUGAGAAAAUGUCUGAAGUAACAGCAACAGAUGGUAAAUCACUUCAAAUGAUGUAAUAAUAUAUGCGUGUGAACGCAUUCAGUAGAAUGCAACAAGAGGUAUUUUGUCAAAAUGAGGUCACAGACUACCUACAUGAGAGUCACCCGGGUUGCUUGUUAAAUAUACAAGGACAUCAUCUCAGGCCUCGGGAAUCAUAACGUCCGGAGGUAGGGCCUGGGCAUCUGCAAGUUCAGCAAGCACCCUGGGUGAUUCUGAUGCCUGUUAAGGCGUGUGAACCAGUAUUUACUGAGCGCCUCCCAUGGUUCAACAAGCCCCACGGUCAGGAUCAGAGAGGAGGGGUCUAAGGUCCAGAGGAGACACCACAUGGGCCCUGGGGCAUGAAGGCACGGUGCUCUCAGAGGCAGAUGAAGACAAGGGAGGAUGUUUCUAGUAGGUGAGAUUGGAAUAAAGUCACUAAGGAAAUCUAAAAAGAUGGUGCAGGGCCCACCUGUUGGCGCAAGCGGUUAAGUGCGCGCGCUCCGCUGAGGCGGCCCGGGUUUCGCCGGUUCGGAUCCCGGGCGUGCACGGACACACCGCUUGGCAAGCCAUGCUGUGGCGGCGUCCCAUGUAAAGUGGAGGAAGAUGGGCAUGGAUGUUAGCCCAGGGCCAGUCUUCCUCAGCAAAAAGAGGAGGAUUGGCAGAUGUUAGCUCAGGGCCAAUCUUCCUCACACACACACACACAAAAUACUUAAUAAAAAAAAAAAAUUAAAAAAAAGAUGGUGCAGGGGACAGCAAAAAUAUUGGACUGCCUGGAGUGGAAGGGCAAGGUUGUGGAAUAACAGAGUUUUAGCUAAAGAGAUUUUAUGGAAUUCUGCAAAUGAAAGGCAUUUAAUCAGACAACAGGAAAUUAUUACAUGGUCUUCAGCAGGAAAAGCUCUAGUGCGAUGGAAAUCCUAUUGGAAGGAUGGUUAACAGGCAAAUACUUUUGUGUUUACGACUUUGGACACCUCACUUAAUUUCACUGAACCUUGAUUUCUUAAUCCAUCAAGUGGAGAUGACGAUACCUACUUUUCAGGAUUGUGAGGAUUGAGUGGUAUAUAUAUGAAAAGUCAAUCCUAUUCUGGACCAAGGCUAUAUUAAAACAUUAACAAAAACUAAAACCAAACACACACAAUUUUUCAUAACGGCUUGUGAUAUCUGGCCCCAUGAUAGUUAGUGUACCUGUUUACUGUAUAUUUCCUCCGUUCCUCUGGUCUUCCCUGAGCCUGUCUCUAGCUGCUCUGGUGGCUUCCUGGGAGCCUGCGUAGCCAGCCCUCUCGUGGAGCGCCCUCUAGUGCUGAAUGCUAUAAUGACUCAUUCAGUCUUGGAUCUGAGGGUAGUUUUCUAAUCUUAUGAGAAACUGUCCUUUAAAGCUAAUACAGCCUACAUGAAAAUAACGUCUUUAGUAAGAAGCAACACAUGGAUACCAAGAGCAAAUUACUUGGUAAUUUUUUAGCCAUAAUAUCAGUGACUGGUUAAUGAUCUUCUCGAAACAAAAUCGCUUAGCAAAUACUGCGGGGUUGAAGAUAGACCCAAAGACACAAAAGUUUCCCUUCCUGAGGCUUCCCCUAUGUUAAAAAGAAAACCACAGGCCCCAAAUGGUGUCACUCGUGCUAAAGCCCAUGAUACCAAACCUAGAUUUAAUACCUGAUCUAAUUCCGGGAGAGUUUCAACCUCUCCCGGAAAUGUAAAAAUGUAAUAUUAAUUGACCAGUUUGGAAUUUUCUGAUCAAGCACCAGUAAGGUAAUCUGUCACGUGGGCCCUCUCCAUUCUCACCCCCCCCCCCCAAGGAGAGGUAAUCUGCACGAUAAAUAGCGCCCCCCCUCAUUCCC
Molecule: messenger RNA, 4676 nt
Organism: Diceros bicornis minor
Lineage: Eukaryota; Metazoa; Chordata; Mammalia; Perissodactyla; Rhinocerotidae
Exons: 3
Coding region: 19-621 (200 amino acids)
Source: RefSeq, a predicted model, not a curated record